This is a messenger RNA of Cucurbita moschata (crookneck pumpkin), 2549 nucleotides long. RefSeq names its product protein EMBRYO SAC DEVELOPMENT ARREST 30. The record is from RefSeq and is a predicted model, not a curated record. Lineage: Eukaryota; Viridiplantae; Streptophyta; Magnoliopsida; Cucurbitales; Cucurbitaceae. Gene Ontology annotation, cellular component: chloroplast; Golgi apparatus; cytoplasm. Bases 319 to 2292 code for a protein of 657 amino acids. The transcript has 11 exons.
UUCUCCAUUCUCCAUCACUCUCUAAUGUUCUCUAAUCUCUCCUCUUCUUCCAUUCUCUCUCUACUGUUUCUGCAAUUCCUGCUUCCUCUUUCCUCUCCUGAUUGGUUUCCGAUUUGAUUGUAUGUGUUCCAAUAAUCCCUUCUCGCUGAUUUCAAGGGUUUAUACCUUGGACGCUCGCGUUUUUUUGUUGAUUCUUACUUCUUGAUGCGUGCGGCGAUUGGAUCUUGGAUCUGGACAUGAAUUGCGGUUAUUAUUGCGUUGCAUGUAGAAUUAGGACGUAGUGGAGUUGUAACCGCUAUUGGUCCUGGAUGAGCCAAGAUGUUGUUCAGAUCAAAGAUCAAAUGGAUUGCUCUUUUCGUUCUUGUCUUGUCUUUGGCAUCCCUGCUGCUUCACCUCUCUAUCGCUAAAUCCUCGAGCGUAAGUUUGGUGUAUAACACCCAGAUGGCCAGUUUGCUGAAUUCUUCAAUUAUUGGUGGGCAGGGUUAUAGGAGCAAGAAGUUGUGGGGAGCUGUGAAGCCAUUAGCUUCGUUGCAACCCUAUACUAACUCCCGAAGUAGCUAUCGUGCUCCAAGUGAACAGAGUAAUGGUUUCAUAUAUGCAAAAAUAUUUGGUGGUUUUGCAAAUAUCAGAUCAUCGAUCUGUGAUCUGGUCGCUAUAUCCAGGCUACUAAAUGCAACUCUAGUCCUCCCUGAGAUUCAAGAAAGUAGUCGCGCAAAAGGCAUCAGUGGCAGAUUCAAGAGCUUUUCUUAUCUUUACGAUGAAGAACAGUUCAUAUCUUAUCUAAAAAAUGACGUAUUCGUCGUAAAAAGUUUGCCCGAUAAUUUGAAGGCUUCAAGGAAAAGAAAUGAAUUCCCCAUAUUUAAACCCAAAAGUUCAGCCAUUCCUAGCUAUUAUCUUCAGAAAGUUCUUCCAAGCUUGAAGAAUGCAAAGGUCAUUGGCUUGAUUCUUAAUGAUGGUGGAUGCCUGCAGUCGGUCCUUCCUUCUGGCAUGUCUGAACUCCAGAGGCUCAGAUGCAGGGUUGGCUUCCAUGCACUUAACUUCCGGCCAGAAGUUCAGAUGCUUGGGAAGAAAAUAGUUCAAAGGUUACGAGCUUGGGGCCAACCAUUCUUAGCUUUUCAUCCUGGAUUAGUUAGAGAUACUCUGGCAUACCAUGGCUGUGCUGAACUCUUUCAGGAUGUGCACACGGAACUCAUACAGUAUCGUAGGGCGCAGAUGAUCAAAAAAGGGAUUAUCAGGGAAGAACUAAGCGUAGAUUCCCGCAAACGGAGAGAUAAUGGUACCUGCCCUUUAAUGCCUGAAGAGGUCGGGGUUCUCCUUCGGGCAAUGGGAUAUCCUACCAAAACAAUUAUUUAUGUAGCAGGGUCUGAAUUGUUUGGUGGUCAGCGCAUGCUGAUCCCUCUACGUGCCAUGUUUAACAAUGUGGUUGAUCGCACUUCUUUUUGCAACAAGGAGGAGUUGGAUUCCUUGUUUGGACCUGAGACCACUCUUCCUCUUGAUCUUUACCGACCGCCUCCUUCUAAAAGUAAGCAACAACUGAAAGAUGAGUGGAACAAGGCUGGUCCUCGUCCAAGACCUCUUCCUCCACCUCCAGAUAGACCUAUCUAUCGUCAUGAAAAAGAAGGAUGGUAUGGUUGGAUUACUGAGACUGAUAAAGAACCUGACCCAUCACCAAUGGAUAUGAGAUUACAAGCCCACCGGUUGCUUUUGGAUGCUCUUGAUUACAUGGUUUGUCUUGAAGCUGAUGCAUUCUUCCCGGGUUUUAACAAUGACGGUAGCAGUUGGCCUGAUUUUUCAAGCUUGGUCAUGGGACAACGACUGUACGAGAGUUCUUCAUCUAGAACGUAUCGACCUGACAGGAAACACCUGGCAAAUCUUUUGAACAGUAGCCGUGAAAAUUUGUAUCAUCCGAUGCACAACUGGACACUUUUAGUGCAGGAGCAUCUCAACAAGAGCUUGGGUGAGGAAGGCCUGGUGAAGCAGGCCAUCUUCUCUAAGCCUACGUCGUUUCUCUCACAUCCGCUUCCAGAAUGCUUCUGUAGAAUAUCUUCUGUUGAAACUCCUGACCAUCUUGUGAAGGAGAACGGAAAAACUGUUUACGGGGACGAAGAGAAGUGCCCUGACUGGAUGUCAGAAGGUCGAAAAAUCGAAUCAUUGGACUUGGCCGAGGAAGGGGAUAAUAAAGGGGAUGAGGAUAUGGAAUCAUCAGAACAAGCAGAGUCUUAUUACAACAGUGGUAAAAGCUAUUUGGAUAAUCUCAUCGACCAGGACGAGGAAAUGGAUCCCAAUGACUAAAAUCUGGUGAGUAGAAAUGAUACGAUGGUGGUUCGGAAAUGAGAAAUUUUUUUGUGUAGAGGAUAGCAGCGUUUAUAGAAAAUAUAGUACAUGCGAUUCAUGAACAUUUUCCUCCAAUAUUGAAAUCAUCAAGAAAAGUAUAGUUGUAUCAUUUUUUUUCUUUUCCUUGUCAAAGAAAUUUAAAAGUGUGAAGUUGUAGUAUGUUCCAAACAAAUAUUUUCCAUAUACAAGUAGUAUAUAAUUCUUUACAUUUUAUA